AGGAGGAGGAGGAGGAGGAAAGGAGGGAGGGCAGGAGGGAGGGAAAAAGGAAAGCGGGCAGGUGACACCGCGCUGGGUUGCUCGGGGCUGGCGGUAGCAGCGCGGCGGCCAUGCACGUCAAUGGCAAGGUGGCUCUGGUCACCGGCGGGGCGCAGGGCAUCGGACGGGCUUUCGUACAGGCGCUGCUGGGCAAGGGUGCCAAGGUAGCCCUCCUGGACCGCAACUCCGAGGCCGGACAGGAGAGCAAGGCGGCCCUAGACGAACAGUUUGAAGCGCAGAGGACGGUGUUCAUCCAGUGUGACGUGACGGAUCAGGAGCAGCUGAAAGGUGCUUUCAAAAAAGUAAUUGAACACUUUGGAAGGCUGGAUAUUGUGGUUAACAAUGCUGGAGUGAACAAUGAGAAGGACUGGGAAAGCACUAUACAAACUAACUUGACAUCUGUGAUUAGAGGAACCUACCUUGGCCUAGAAUACAUGAGAAAAGGAAAUGGAGGCAAUGGAGGAGUAAUCAUUAAUAUCUCAUCCUUGGCAGGACUCAUGCCUGCUGCAUUUCAACCUGUGUACUGUGCUACAAAGCAUGGUGUAAUUGGAUUCACACGAUCAAUAGCAUUAGCUGCUACUAUGGACAACUACGGUGUGAGACUCAACACAAUUUGUCCAGGAUUUGUCAACACACCAAUUCUUCAAUCAAUAGAUAAAGAAGAGAAUAUGGGACAAUAUUAUUCAUAUAAGGAUGAGAUAAAAAAUAUGAUGCAGUUUUAUGGCGUGAUGGACCCAUCAAUAAUUGCUGAGGGACUGAUAACAAUAAUUGAAGAUGAUACUCUAAAUGGAGAAGUAAUGAAGAUUACAGCAUCCCAAGGGAUUCAUUUUCAGCAAUACAGCCAAACACCUUUUACAUCAUCAAAGAGAUAAAUAAUUGUUUUUUGCUAAUUACUCUUGGCCUUUCUUAAAUAAAAAAGUUUUGAAAAGAGUAAUUUGGGGGAAAAAGGUUAGUGUUGUAUCUAGAGCAGUGACAGCGUUCAAACAUUUGCAUCCCAGUAACAAAGAAAUGGGCAAGAAAAACUGGUGUGGGAAGAUGUUACCACCCUACUCUGAUUAUAUAAACACUAAGAAGAAUAUUUAUUUAGUAUAAUAAAUACACUGAUCUGAAACUAUUGUUUAGUAAGACGGGCCACUUUUUUCAUUCUGGUAGUUCUGAUCUACAUAUUCCAAGUGAAUUUUGGUGGACCUGACUUACUUUCUUUAAAUUCUUUUCACUGCUGUGCCUACUUACACCUUGAAUUCUUCAGACUAGAAAUUCAGUCCAGGGAUCUAGCCCACAAGCUCUGUAAGGAGUCAAGAAUUUACUUUUUCUUAUGAAAAUUGAAUAGAGCAAGAGGCAAAAUUCAAAUUCCUUAUAUAUAUAUGCAUCUAUAUAAGUAUGU
Empidonax traillii (willow flycatcher) is the source of this 1423-nucleotide messenger RNA. RefSeq names its product 15-hydroxyprostaglandin dehydrogenase (gene HPGD). The record is from RefSeq and is a predicted model, not a curated record. The transcript has 7 exons. The coding region runs from base 111 to 911 and encodes 266 amino acids. Gene Ontology annotation, cellular component: cytoplasm. Lineage: Eukaryota; Metazoa; Chordata; Aves; Passeriformes; Tyrannidae. Gene Ontology annotation, molecular function: oxidoreductase activity, acting on the CH-OH group of donors, NAD or NADP as acceptor.